GCGGCUUCCGUCCUGGUUAAGAUGGCGGCGGCCGGGGUCUUGGGGAGCGGUCGUAGAGGGUGCCGCCGCCCUGGGCGAGGUCGGGCCGCCCUGCGCGGAAGAACCGCCCCCUGCAGCCGCACCACCAACGCUUAGCAAAGAAAGCGAGGCCCCGCCCGGGACGGCAGCUGCACCAUGGAUUCUUCUAGUUCAUCUAAUUAUUUCUCUGUCGGCUCCACCAAUCCCAGCGCUGUCGUUCUCCUCUACUCGAAAGAGCUCAAAAAGUGGGAUGAAUUUGAAGAUAUUUUAGAAGAGAGGAGGCAUGUCAGUGACUUGAAAUUUGCAAUGAAAUGCUAUACACCUCUUGUCUACAAGGGUAUUACCCCUUGCAAGCCAAGUGAUAUUAAAAACAGUGUUCUCAAUUCUGAAGAGAUUCAUUAUGUCAUUAAGCAGCUUUCCAUGGAAUCACUUCAAUCUGUCGAUGUCCUCCGAGAAGAAGUUUGUGAGAUCUUGGAUGAAAUGAGCCACAAACUGCGUCUGGGAGCUAUACGGUUUUUUGCUUUUGCCCUGAGCAAAAUAUUUAAACAAAUUUUCUCAAAGGUGUGUGUAAAUGAAGAAGGUAUUCAAAAACUGCAACGAGCCAUCCAGGAGCAUCCUGUUGUCUUGCUGCCUAGUCAUCGAAGUUAUAUUGACUUUCUCAUGUUGUCAUUUCUUUUAUACAACUAUGAUUUGCCUGUGCCAGUUAUAGCAGCAGGAAUGGACUUCCUGGGAAUGAAAAUGAUUGGUGAGCUAUUGAGGAUGUCAGGUGCCUUCUUCAUGCGGCGCACCUUUGGUGGCAAUAAACUCUACUGGGCUGUAUUCUCUGAAUAUGUAAAAACUAUGUUACGGGUAAAUGAAAAUAGCUACCAAAAUGGUUAUGCUCCUGUUGAAUUUUUCCUCGAAGGGACAAGAAGCCGCUCUGCCAAAACAUUGACUCCUAAAUUUGGUCUUCUGAGUAUUGUGAUGGAACCAUUUUUCAAAAGAGAAGUUUUUGAUACCUACCUUGUUCCAAUUAGCAUCAGUUAUGAUAAGAUAUUAGAAGAAACUCUUUAUGCAUAUGAGCUUCUAGGGGUUCCUAAGCCAAAAGAAUCUACAACUGGACUGUUGAAAGCCAGAAGGAUUCUGUCUGAGAAUUUUGGAAGCAUCUAUGUGUACUUUGGAGACCCUGUGUCACUUAGAUCUCUGGCCUCUGGGAGGAUGAGUAGGAGCCCAUAUAACUUGGUUCCAAGGUAUAUUCCUCAGAAGCAAUCCGAGGACAUGCAUGCCUUUGUCACUGAAGUUGCCUACAAAAUGCAGCUUCUGCAAAUUGAAAACCUAGUUCUGAGCCCAUGGCCCCUAAUAGUUGCUGUUCUGCUUCAGAACCGGCCAUCCAUGGACUUUGAUGCUCUGUUAGAAAAGACUUUAUGGCUGAAAGGCUUAACCCAGGCAUUUGGAGGAUUUCUCAUUUGGCCUGAUAAUGAGCCUGCUGAAGAAGUUGUCCAACACCACAUCCUUCUGCAUUCCAACAUUGCCAGCCUCGUCAAAGACCAGGUGAUUCUAAAAUUGGAAUCUGGAGACUCAGAAGUGGUUGAUGGACUUAUUUUCCAGCACAUCACUCUGCUCAUGUGCUCAACUUACCGGAAUCAGUUGCUCAACAUUUUUGUCCGUCCAUCCUUAGUUGCUGUAGCACUGCAGAUGACACCUGGCGUCAGGAAAGAGGAUGUCUACAGUUCCUUUCGCUUCCUACGUGAUGUUUUUUCAGACGAGUUCAUCUUCUUUCCAGGAAACACAGUAAAGGACUUUGAAGAAGGUUGUUACUUGCUUUGUAAAAGUGAGACCAUACAAGUGACUACACGGGACAUUCUAGUUACAGAGAAAGGAAAUGCUGUGUUAGAAUUUUUAAUAGGACUCUUCAGACCUUUUGUGGAAUGUUAUAAGCUACUUUGCAUAUACCUCUUGAGAGAACAAGAAGAACACUUCACUGAGAAACAGUACUUGGCUGCUGUUAGAAAAUUCACAAGUCAGCUUCUCAAUCAAGGUGCCUCUCAGUGUUACGACGUAUUAUCUUCUGAUGUACAGAAAAAUGCCUUAGCAGCUUUUGUGAGGCUUGGUGUAGUAGAGAAGAAGAAAGUAAAUAAUGAUUAUAUAUUUAGUGUGAAUGAACCUGCCACAACCAAAUUAGAAGAAAUGCUUGAUUCAAGGGAAGAGAAGUUUGAAGUAAGAUGGGCGAACACUGGGAGCCUUGGCAGUUUGCUGUCUCUGGAGGUGACAUUUAAGCUAAGAAUUGGUUUGAUCAGGAGGCAAUCCUCAAGGUUUUGGGGUUGGGAUUGGAUUGAUAAAUGAAGAAACAGUGGGGUAGGGUGUUCAGAGGAACAAUAAUGAUCAUAAUGUCCCGGGGUAAGUUCUGGAGGACCUAAAAGGAGAUCAGCGUGGCUGGAACAAGAAUUGCCAAUAGUGAAACUGAUGAGAAGGGAAGGGUUUCAGUCAGCUUGGAUCAGCACAUGAAAUGCUGUAGGCUGGGCAGCUUAAACACUGAUGAUGUUUCUCAUAGUCCCGGAGGCAGGAAGUCCAAGAUCAGGGUUUCUAUAAAGUAAAUUCAUUCUGAGGCCUCUUCUGGACUUGCCAUCUCUUUGUGCCCACUUGUCCUCUUCGCAAACUCAUGGAGAAGAAGCAAGCUCUCUGGUGUCUACUUGUAAGGACACUAAACCCAUGGUGAGGGCCCCAACCUCAUGACUUCAUCUAAACCAAUCACCUUCCAACGGCCCUGUCUCCAGGUAGAGACACAACAUGGGUUAGGACUUCAACAGAAGAAUUUGGGGGUGAUGGGACACCCUUCAGUCUACAGCAGGAGUCAGCAGAUACCAUGGCUUAGAGACUCUGUAAAAUCUGAAUUGGAGUUGAUAAUGACAUAGGGAUUCAAUGAAAUGUUUCUCAAAAUGUAGUUUGGAGCUGUCUGUAUCAAAUUGUCUGGAAUGUGUUUUUGUUUCCCAGAGGCCAGGCUGUAUUUUGCAUAUUCAGCUUUAAGACCCAUUACUCUAGAGCAUGCACUGGUGAUGGGGGUGGAGGUGGAGAGGGCUUCUGUGUGGCUUUGCUUGAGGUUGAUAUUCUGUAAGCCCAAGAAGAUUCAUGUGUGUUGAGUUGAUAAGUCAAUAGGACAGUGUUUCUGGCUGAGCAUUUUACAGCAAGCCUACUAAAUUGGUAAAAAGUUGUUGUCCUCCAAGGAGAGCCAGGCUGAGUCCAAGUCAAGUGGGAAGCAGGGACCAGGACCAUUUCUUGUUUUGCAGAUGUGCCUCAGAAAGAAUCCCAUGCAUCCAGUUUAGUUAUUUAUGCUGUGGUUGCACAUGUUGAAAACCGAGAAGAGCUUUAUUUACAUAGAUGUGUUUGGAACCCUGUCUUGGGCAAAGACUAGUGAGUUUUUGAUGCAAAUGGCCAGCCUUGUGACCUGGCCAGCUCUGGCAUUAGAGGCUGGCAAACAGGUAGUGUGUGUAUGUUGGGGUGUAGGUGGUGGAUGAAUGUGGUGCAGUAAAAACCAAACAAGGCUUUACAGCAGAGGCAGCUCUAGGAGAUGGUGUGGAGGACUUACUGCUUCUCAGUCUCUAGCAGCCACCCUCCUGAGGUCCUCCAAGUACAGUUAAAAAUCGCAGUCAAAGAAUAGCAUGCUUACUGGGCCAAUAAAGCUUCCAAGUGCAUACUUCUGCCCCACACCACACCUGUUCCUGCAUAGACCCAUACCAUCAAACCACAUUACCGACCCUGAGUUCCUCCACUUCCUCCUGUCUGUAAUUCUGGAGCUGCCACUGCUGCCUUGACGUGAGUAAAAAGACCUGCAGCAUCUGGGGUUCCAAGGCUUUCUCCAAACACAGUAUACAAUGUAGUGGCUGGGAAAAUAAGGUCUAGAGUUGGACUAGGUUUGAAACCCAACCCUACCAUAUACAGGUGCUCUUUGACUUAUGAUGGCAAGUUGAAAAUUCUCUAAGUUGAAAAUGCGCUUAAUGUACCUGUGAUCAUCACUGCUUAGCAACACAAUACAUUGUAGAGUAUCCGUUGAUUGCCUCAUGAGUGUGUGGCUGACUGGGAGCUGCAGCUCACUGUAGCUGCCCGGCAUUGCAAGAAAGUAUUGUACCACAUAUUGUUAACCCAGGAAAAUAGCAAAAUAUGACAGUAUUACAAAGUUAAAAAAUCAAAAAUUGAACUAUUAUGAGUACCAUCUGUGCUAGCUGUGUGUGAUCCUCUGCUGUACUUUUUAACUUUUUAUUAAAGAGACAGACACACAGCAGUCCCAUCUGCCUGUUUGUUACCCACAUUCCCUCAACCGCCAGGGCUGGGACACGUGAAAGCAAGAGCUGCGAAUUCAGCCCUCAUCUCACAUGUGCACUCACCUUGAGUUAUCACCUGCUACCUGCCAGGGUGUGCAUUAACAGGAAGCUGGAAUUGAAAGCAGAGCCAGGACUCAAACCUAGGCACCCUGACAUUUCCCAAAUGGUGUCUUAACUGCUAGGCAGGACACCUGCCCCCUGUGGGAUUUACUCAUCUUUCAGCUUUGUCAACGCAUGAGUUUUGGGGGACAUUCAGAUCAUAGCUGUAGGUAAAAUAUUAGAAACAUUGCUUGGUGUUAAGUGUAAGCUGUUACUACUGUUACUUUACUAAUUGACUUAGGGAGAAUGAGAUUGGAUGCCUUCAGAGUAACUAGUACAGCCGUUAACAUUUGCAUCCCUGUCCCACCACCUUGAGAACCUGCCCCAGCCAACUACUGGUCUCAAGGCUUUAGGUGUGCUGCCCUGUGUCUGGAUCUUACAAACAUCUACCGCCUUCCAAGUUCAGCCAAGCCAUAGGAGGAGACACAACUCUUUCUCUGCAUCAUCAGUAUCAUCAGUAGAAUGGAGGCAUUCACUGUGAGGUGGAAAGUAGAUUUUGAUGUCACAUUUAUUGUUAUUUUUAAUUAAAGUUACCAGGCUGACAGAAGUAUGAAUUUCCCAUCAGUGAGUUCUAACACAUGUUUUUGGAGCCCACGUGGACUGAUUGCUUUCUGACAGUUCUGUAUAGCGUCAACUUGGGAUUUCUUUUUACUAUUAUCUUGAUCAGUCACCUCUUCCUUGGACAGCAUCCCUUCCUGUUUACUCAUGUUGGUGAAGCCCAUCUUCCAGGUGGAUAGAAGAUUUUUUUGCAAUUGUUAAAUAAGGAUAAGAAGAGUGUAUGUUUUGGUGGUGAAGUUGAAGUGUAUCCAUCAGCAGCCAGCAUUCACUAGUAUGCAGAAAUAUUAUACAUGAAUAUCAUGAUAAUUUUUUUGUUGGCUAUUGUCUGUUGUCACACAUCUGGGCAGAGACUUGCCCUGCUCAAGUGUGACCUGGGAGUUCCUCCCUUAGUGAAAACCUGCUUUGUAGCUUGCACACUUUCAUCAGCAAGGUAUUUCACAGCAGAGCAGAGAAAAAUUGAACCCUAACAAUUUAUUGACUCAUGCUUCCUUCAACUUUCAGAGAAAUCAAAUGGGUUUAUGGGAAAGAAUCUACGCUCUUUAAGUAUAUAAUUCCUGAAGUAGAACAGAAGGUAAUGUUGUGAUCAAAAAGCUGAAAGUUACUUUGAUGCAGUGUGCUAUUGCUUGUGAACAGCAGCCUCUGAACUGGAGAAGCUGAAGUCGCCUUGGGACCUGGGCCCCAAGUGGAAACCCCCAGUGAGUUGGCUGUGCUCCCUCUCCGAGGCAAAACUCAUGACUUCUUGUUCUAUUUUGUUAAUGCUUAUGGAGCACUUACGGUGUGCCAGGUGCUUUCCAGAUAUUUAAUCCUCCUAGCAACUAUGAGGUUGACACCAUUAGGAUGAGUCCCCCUUUACCAAGAAGGAAAGUGAGAUGCAUGAAAGAAAUAUGAUGCGGAAAGUGUUUCCCCACGUUCCCACUUUGUUUCCAUUUUACUGGUGCUUUCUGUGACAAAGAACCAUGGUUCUAACAAGACUAUAAAAAACAAGUUUUAUUUCUUUAAAAAAAUGACAACUCUCAGGCCAGAGGGCUGACUGCUAGAGUCACAGGAGCCCAGUGCCGGCGCCAAGGAGGAAGCCAGGUCUGCAGUGGGAGGGGGAAGCCGCCUGGCCCACGGAUAGAGGAGGCCAGCAAAAGUUGCUGGAGCUCCCCCUGGAAACUGCUAGACAGGAAGCAGCCCUGGGGUGGGGUUCUGAGCCCUGAAGCUGCAAGCUGGGACUGCGGUUUUAGCAUUCCUGAGACCCUGUGUGUGUUUCUCUCCAUCUCAUUCUCCCACUCCUCUUUUCAUCAUUCUUUGUCUCUCUCUCUGUGUCUCUCCCUCUCUUUAAAGUCAUCCUGGGGAGGCCUGGUUUGUGAACGUACUGCAUAUGUGGAUGAUAACACUUUCUGAUGUUUUUGUUACCUGUCUCCUUACAUUUUUCCUUUUCACAGUUCAAACAAAGCAGCUUCAUUUUCCUUGUCUUGGGAAACUUUUGGCAGGUGGAAGGCACAAACUUGGCAGGAAAAUGUUUUCCUCUCAGGCCUUUGUCUGCAGUGAUCUAAAGGCUCGGCAGCACAGCAUUUGCAGGAAGAGGCAGAGCAUCACGCGAGGAGCAGAGAGAGAAAGGCCUCCUUAUCCCCUUACCCUGAACCGUAAAGAAAGAAGUUUUUUUAGGGCUGGGAGCCAGCGAGGCCCUUAAAAGUCUCAGUCUUAAAAAGGUCUUCGAGUCUUAAACACACAGAAUUGCUGAGUCUGAAGGAUCCCCUGGGAUGGGCAAAAGGGACAGCUCUGCAGUACUGUCCAUGAACCUGAGACUGAUACCAGGGUGCUCCCCAGCCCCACCCCGCACCAUCCUCCCUGCAAAUGGGUAUGUCUAGGAGCAGCAUCCGCAUCUGUGACAGAGGCCAUGGUUAGAGUUUAUGCUGCUAAUGAGCUAGGCCCUCCUCCUUCCUUAUGGUAAACUGACUGAAAAAUAGACACAAGAGUCAAACAGAGAUACAAAUGGUUUAAUUCUUGGUGAAACUGGUUUCCAGACUGUGCCUAGCCAGAAGCAGGUUUGUGUCUUUUCCCAUGCCAGUUCUAGGCUAUAGGCAGGAACAAGACAGAAAGCAUGUACAAGUAUCUGUGAGCCCUGUGGACCCCAAAAUGGACAGUUACUCCAGUCUCAUAGAUAGAAUGGUAUAAUCCAUAUCCUUUAGAUUAUAGAAUACCUAAUACAAUGUAAAUGCUACGCACAUAUCCUUUAGAUUAUAGAAUACCUAAUACAAUGUAAGUGCUACACACAUAGUUGUACUGUGUUGUUUGGGAAAUAAUGACAAGGAAAGAAUCUGUACGUGGUCACUACAGAUGCAGCUUCCCCUAGUGUCUUCCAUCUGCAGUUGUUGGAGUCAGCACACGCUAACUCACUGACAGGGAGGGCAGGCUGUAUAUCCUGCAGGCAGCUACCUGGAAAUGGAAUCAGUAACAAUUAUUUUGAGUGUAAGUAUUUGGGAUGCUUAUAUUUGUCCCAAGUGUCACAAUAUUUGCAACAGGCAUAUACUACUGAAAAUAUUCCUUGUUUGUGUAAACAGUGCAUGCUGCAUUUUAUCUGUGGCAGCAAGAGGUCUGCAUUCUUCAAGGAGGGAGAGGAGGUAGUGGACUCAGGAUAUGCCCUGGAGGGAAAGCUGGGAGUCUAAGAACGAGCAGCAGGGGUGCUGCUGGGGUUGGGGGCUGCUGGCUGGCAGGGCA
Molecule: messenger RNA, 7673 nt
Organism: Lepus europaeus (European hare)
Lineage: Eukaryota; Metazoa; Chordata; Mammalia; Lagomorpha; Leporidae
Gene: GNPAT
Product: glyceronephosphate O-acyltransferase
Exons: 16
Coding region: 175-2340 (721 amino acids)
Biological process (GO): ether lipid biosynthetic process
Cellular component (GO): peroxisomal membrane; peroxisome; mitochondrial membrane
Molecular function (GO): glycerone-phosphate O-acyltransferase activity
Source: RefSeq, a predicted model, not a curated record